AUGUUUAGACCGGCAUUGCCCUUGUUUUUCAAGGAAGACCCAUUGAUGGUGUGCCGUGCAUUCCGUCAGUACUUGUACGACGAAAAUGGUAACCGAUAUUUGGACUGCAUCAACAACGUACAGCACGUGGGUCAUUGCCAUCCGGCCGUUACCAAUGCCAUUAUGAAACAGUCAUCGCUUAGCACCCUCAACAACAGAUAUUUGCACAGCAGCUGUGUGGAAUAUUGCGAACGACUGUCUGCAACUCUUCCUUCGUCAUUGAACACGUUCUUGUUUUGCAACUCUGGGUCUGAAGCAAAUGAUGUUGCCUUUCGCAUGGCCAGAGAUUAUACGGGUGGCACUGAAGUCAUUGUUCUUGAACAUGCAUAUCAUGGGAAUCUGUCGUCAUUGAUUGACAUAAGUCCCCUCAAAUUCAAUGGUAAAGGUGGGAAGGGCGCUCCGGAGCAUGUUCACGUGGCACCGAUACCAGACGCCUAUCGUGGGAAGAUUCGUUUGACCACUGAGAAACUGCACGAUCCUGCAUCUCUGGAAGAUAUAGGGGUGUCAUAUGCUCUUGAGGUGAAAGCUAUUUGCGACAAGAUAAAGAAUGAUGGAAAGAAGCUAUGCGCCUUUUACAUGGAGUCGUUGAUUAGCUGUGGCGGUCAGGUUAUUCCCCCGUCAUCGUACCUUUACAACGUUUUGAAGUAUGUCUUUAUUUAUAUUUUACAAAGUAUGUAUUAAUG
This is a messenger RNA of Soboliphyme baturini, 722 nucleotides long. NCBI's taxonomy places the organism in Eukaryota, Metazoa, Nematoda, Enoplea, Dioctophymatida, Soboliphymatidae. The record is from the annotation of a GenBank genome assembly.